UACCAGAGGCGAGAGUUUCGCUAUCAGUCAAUUGAUCGUUUCGAUCUAAUUUGCCAGGCCUUGAUUGCAUACGCAGAGGAUUCAGAACAUCGAACCGACGACUGUCACCCGAAUCUAUAUUCGUUCGAGUCGACAUCGAGAUCUCUCGACAGGUCAAAUCGCCCACCAUGCCCUCCAUCACCAACAUUGCGCACAUGUGUUCGCAUCUCCAGAACGCCUCUAAAGCUCGUCUUGGUAUAACAUCCGUCAAAAACUGCAAAUACAACCUGCAACUCGCCCUCGCUCUGCACCGGUCUGGUUUCUUCUCGGCCGUCUACCGUGCCGGUCCCAGGCCUCCUACAAUGGAACAAAUGAUCUCUGAACCACCUGUGACAGUCACAAACGAAAACGUUGCCACGAUGCGCCUGUGGCUGGGCCUCAAGUACUGGGACGGCAAGCCUGUCCUCGGCAAUGCCAAUGCUAUCAGCACACCGAAGCGUCUCAUGACGGCCAACAUCAAAGAAUUGGCCAGACUUACGAGGGGGUUCCCGACAAAGGUGUCUGGUGGUGUUGUUUCGGGUCUAAAUCUCGGAGAGUGUCUGUUUGUUGCGACGUCCCAGGGUGUUUUGGAGGCGCGAGAGGCCCUUGCGAAGAAACAGGGUGGUCUGUUAAUGUGCAGGGUGUCAUGAGCGUGAAUAUGAAAAGAGAUCUGCUUGAGUAGUCGGGGAAGCAUACGUGCUAUCAUGAUACGAUAAAUAAGGAAGCCU
This is a messenger RNA of Fusarium graminearum PH-1, 746 nucleotides long. RefSeq lists its product as uncharacterized. The transcript has 2 exons. Gene Ontology annotation, biological process: translation. Gene Ontology annotation, cellular component: ribosome. Gene Ontology annotation, molecular function: structural constituent of ribosome. Lineage: Eukaryota; Fungi; Ascomycota; Sordariomycetes; Hypocreales; Nectriaceae. Bases 168 to 668 code for a protein of 166 amino acids. The record is from RefSeq and is a predicted model, not a curated record.